Xylona heveae TC161 is the source of this 1581-nucleotide messenger RNA. RefSeq lists its product as hypothetical. Gene Ontology annotation, biological process: regulation of transcription by RNA polymerase II. Gene Ontology annotation, molecular function: DNA-binding transcription factor activity, RNA polymerase II-specific. The record is from RefSeq and is a predicted model, not a curated record. NCBI's taxonomy places the organism in Eukaryota, Fungi, Ascomycota, Xylonomycetes, Xylonales, Xylonaceae. The coding region runs from base 1 to 1581 and encodes 526 amino acids. The transcript is spliced from 4 exons.
AUGGACGCUCCGCUUCCCGGUGGAGAUUCGCCGGCUAGCCCUCAAGGACCGGAUCUUCUCUGGACUCCCGAGAUUGAAGAGGAUAUCGACCAGUGGCGAAGUACCGGCAACUUUCCCUUUACGCAGUUGCAACUUCAAGCUCAUCCCCCGGCUCAAAAUCUUUCCGUUGUCGACUUACGUCUCAUCUACCACGUUUCUUCGAUUUCCGAGCGCAUGCAAUCAACCGGAGUCACCAAAUUUACCAUUUGGACAGAACAGAUACCACUGUUCCUCCACAUCGCUUCAUCCUACGAAUUUGUCAUGCAUUCGAUCUUAGCAUUUUCAGCUACUCACCUUGCCUGGAUUACCGAAUCGCCAGAGACCAACAACAUUGCUUAUCAGCACCGUGGAAUAGCGUUGAAGGGUUUGCAUGAGGCCAUUGGACGGUUUUCAAAAGAAAAUUCAGAUGCGGUUUUGGCUGCUUCAAUUCUUUUGUCAUGGCAGGCUGUAGACUGGCGUGGUUGGGCUUCGCUCAUGCAGGGUACAUCCACUGUCAUUGACGCGAUGCAACCGUGGCGAAACGAAUCCAAUUUUACGGCAUUUAUGGAUGAGCAGGCGACGUUUCCGAAAGCUCCAGCAUCUCCCCACUCUAUGCACUCUGGCGUAUCAGACCGGGCUCAAUUACAGCAACUCGGGGUUCUGGGGCCUCUUUUCGACUCGCUCCAAAGACUUCGGCCUUAUGUGGCGGGCAGAGUAGAGGAGAUGCGUGCUGUAGAUGAUCUGUCCAACUUUAUUUCAACCCUUGGAUCGACCCUGCCCGUAACGAAUGCCGAAGAGCAAUUCCAACUGCUUCAUCCUCUGCGGUCUUGGCUGUUUUGGAUCCCUAUAUCCUUUUUAAAUUGUCCCAAGACCGAUCUCCAAGUGAUGGCCGUGCUUGCACACUUUUAUGCGGCCGCCCUCGCAGUGGAACCGCUUUUCCCUGCCGCUGGCGUAGCGUAUUUUAGUGGCCUCUCCGUAGGACCCAUUGAGGAGAUGCACAAAAUGCUGUACGAAAUGCAGCGAGCUCAGGGCCCGAGCGAAGAUCUUCGGAUCGCUAUGACCUUGAUGGAAUACCCAUAUCAACUAGCCGAAGCUUUUCGAAAUCGAAUGGGCUGGGCACCACACCCGAAUCAUCACCAUCAUCACCAUCAACACCAUGCCCGGCAACAGCCGACUCCUGCGUACACGUCGAUUCCGAAUAGCCCGUAUAUUGUUCACGAUCUUCGUCCAGCAGACUACCUAGGAGGUGGUUACAAUCCCGCCUACAACCAGAGUACCGAGCAUUUGAGCGUGGGCACAGCGUCGUCUCCGCAUCUGGCUCCAAGUCCAGGCUCUUCGUCUCGACCACAUUCUGGGUAUUUCCCUCCGUCUCCGAUGCACACUGCAACGGCAAUUUAUCAGACUGGCACUGGAGCUAGGUAUCAUAGUGGUGGACAGUCUCCGUCGUCAUAUUUUGGCGGGUAUUUGGAAGAACAGCCAGCUCUGGAUUUUCCCACGGCACCGCUCCCUCCCCCCAUGCACAACUAUACUACAGGGUUCGUCGCUCAGCCCCUGUGGACGUGA